This is a messenger RNA of Drosophila mauritiana, 2899 nucleotides long. Its product is annotated as homeotic protein female sterile. The record is from RefSeq and is a predicted model, not a curated record. The transcript has 2 exons. NCBI's taxonomy places the organism in Eukaryota, Metazoa, Arthropoda, Insecta, Diptera, Drosophilidae. The coding region runs from base 418 to 1704 and encodes 428 amino acids.
UAAUGUCGCCAUCUGGUAACACUGGCAUUCAGCAGAGCAGUGAAAACGACGUUAAUAUUUCUGAUCAAUUAAACAAUUGGAAAAUCCGGCCGCAGAUCGCGAUCUAAACGUACCGCCCUCGCCACGCCCACUGCCGCCCACGCCCCCUGGCGCGGGGUCACAUCGAUAGAGAGCUUUGCGUGUGUGUGUGUGUGUGUGCGUGCGUGUAUGUGUCGGUCGAGAGGAGAGGAGGAAGACGAAGAAGAGUAAAAAAAACAGGCAGCGAAAAGCGAUAAGAAACGGAACACAACACACUGGAAAAAAUUGCGAUAAGAAACGGGGCGGAGCGGAGCGGAAAUUGCCAAGACUUUGGGAUGGAUUAGCGGCACAGCCGGACUCUAAGGUUAGCCAACAGUAGGAUUAGGACCAGGAACAGCCAUGUCCUCCGCCGUUAACAUCCAGAUCGUCUCCAUGCCGAAUCUGGCCAAGAUCGAGAGCUUCCUGAAGGAUGUCAGCUACCGGGAGACGAUCGAGUACAGUGCCAACUUCAACACGCGCUUGUGCAGCGAACGGCGCCACCGGCUGCCAUUCCUCGAUCCGCAGACAGGAGUCGCCCAGAACCACUCGCAGCUCUUCCUGGACAAGCGACAGCGGAUGCCCGGCUUCCGGCAGGGCCAGAUCUACACGUAUCCGGCUGCCCGCUGGCGGAAGAGCCGUCGUCAGUACUUGAGCAAGAUGUACAGCCGCUUUCCCGAGCGUCCCUUCCAGGCGCUACGCAAGGAGCACGAAGCUCUGGUGGCCAGCGGCGUCAAUCUGGGACUGAGCAGCCUGACCAGCGGUGUGGGCCCCAUGCCCGGCAGCAAUAGCCUGGCCAGCAGCUCCUCCCUAACGCUCAAUAUGCUUACGGGCGGCGGAGCCGCGCCGGCCGUACUUGGUUCCCUGCACAGCGACACUGCCCACGAUUUUAAUGGAGCCUUCAGCCUGGAGGAGUCCAGCUCACUGGGUGCCGCCGGCGGUGAUACAUCCGACAGCAAGGACAGUCAACAGCAACAACAUCAGCAGCACCAGCACCAGCAGCAGGCCGUCAAGGAGGAGCAUUUGCCCAAGGAGUGGUUCUACGAUGACAUGGACAUGAACGAUGUGGAUUCACUGGAGGAGCCCAAGUCGCCGGCGGAUGAUGAGUACGAUUAUGAUCCGCGUUAUGGUAACAAAAAGAGGCGUAAGCGGCGCCCAGGCAAGCGAGGUGGAGAUUCCGGCGGCGGUGGUGGUGGAGGAGGCGCCGCCGGUGGCGGCAAUUCCGGCGGUAGCUCCAGCUCGCGGAGACGCAGUGCAGCGGCCAGGUCGCGUAUCACAACGACGGAUGCGGCGCUGGACGCCUCGCUGGAGGCCAUCGAAUCUGGCGAGAGUGUGCCAGGCAGCAAUGGAGGACCCAUCUCCAGCGGAGGCAUCCUAAGCGGCAGCCUGGGAGCAGGCUUGGCGGGAGUUUCGGGAUCCGGCGGCGGCGGAGGAGCAUCGGGAGCUUCGGCCAACAGCCGCAGAUCGCGGGGAGCGGGAACACGUGGCAGGCGACGAGCCAAGGGGCCAAACAGCGCCGUUGGAGCGUCAUGCGAUCCGACAAGUCCCGGCAUGGUCAUCGAGCCACCAUCCUUCGAGAGUGCCGCUGCUGCGGUGGGCGUGGUCGAGGACGCGAACGCCCAUCUGCGCAACUAUCGGAAGUAUCUGUAACCGCUCUAUCAGCAACUAACUGGACGUGUAAUCAAUCAAAGCCUUGUUUUUCGCAGUGUUUUCUCGCCUAUUGAAUCGACCUACUUUUCGCACAUAAUUUAAAUAUAGUUUUUAAGCCUUAGUUGAUCACUGUUUGUUGUGCUCCCCUCCGACAAAAGGAUAAAGCCAAGCAUGAAAUGAAAGAAAGGAAACAAAUACAUUGUGGACCAGGGACAGAAACAGGAUUAGAACCAGGAUAACCGAAUCAGAACCGCGCACCAGGCCGUAACCAAUACAAUUCCAAUGUUUCGCCUCUCUUAACUUUACGUUCCCAUAGCCAAUUGAUUGUUGUUUUUUGAACUAGCAAUGGGACUGGCGAACUCCUACUAUAGGAUAACUUGAACGGAAUCUUAGGGAUGUAGCAAAUAUUCUUCGGACAAUUUUGUAAUGUAGCAAACCUUUAGGCCAUCAAUUAUAAACAUUGCAUAAGUUAGACAAUGAAUUUAAAGAGGAUCCUUUUCCGUCAUCGUUAGGCAAUUCGUAAUCAAUUAUUUUAUGUGAAACAGCACAAUUUGUAUUAUGUUACCGAAUUGUAUAGUUUUGCAAUACUUACUUUCUAUAUUUCCCAUCUGGUUUCCGAAGUUUUGCUAGAGCAGUUCGCCAGCCCAUUGCAUUAUAUUAUACAUUAUAUAUAUGGGUGUACAGACAUUAUAUAUAUAUAUAUACAUACUUGCAUGCAUUGUAUUUGCGACUCUACUUAAGGCAAGUCCACCUUUUGGACUGGCUCUCCACCUAAUCGCAAUCUCUCGGUUUCUGUUGCUGCAUGUUCUUAAUACUAUUUCACCUAGACACCCCACCCCUCCCCACCCCACAUAUUAUAUUCAAUUUUUUUUAUUUAACCAAAAUUUUAGUUAAAAAAGAGACAAUUCAAAUUGUAAUCUAUUUAGGCAAGUGGUAGGGUAUCUCUAGCAUUAGAAGAAGCUAAAAGGAAAAACAAUUUCGUAAAACCAAAAUUUUUUCUCUAGGAUCAUAAUUAUUAAGCUGAGCUAAAAACGAAAACAAAUUUUAACUAACUAAGAAGGGACAAAAUUGAAACAAGAUCAAAAAAGAAAAACAUGUACAUUUUGGAAGAAUCAAAGUCCACAAAAUUUUAACGAAUGAGAGGCAAAAAAUCAGACAAAAAUGAACCACAAGAGAAUGAAAAAAAAAAAAAAAA